This is a messenger RNA of Symbiodinium natans, 543 nucleotides long. The record is from the annotation of a GenBank genome assembly. Lineage: Eukaryota; Dinophyceae; Suessiales; Symbiodiniaceae.
AUGGAUGCAAACGGGCAGGCCCCGAUGGUGCGGCUUGUGGAGUCCAUCGAGCAGGGGCAAGAGGCCCUGGUGCGACUGAGUGUUCCAGAUGGUCAGGCUCCGGGCUCCCUGCCAGAAGGAUGCUACGUGGAGUUUGCGGACGUCCGGGGCUGCGACGGAAUCUCCACGCACCAGGAGCCUUCCCCCUGUGGGGAGCACGUCACAGCCUGGAAGAUCAGCUCGAAGCCAGGUGAUCCCGUGAACUCCAUCCGCAUUGGAGACACUUCGAGCUUCCCUCCCUACAUCUCGGGCGGCCUCGUCACGGAGAAGAAGGUUGGCGUCCCAUAUGCCUUCAAGUCCCUUGCGGAGUCCUUGAAGGACCCUGGAAUGCCAUUCGACAACAUGGUGGGAACCGACAUGAUCAACUUCGGUGCGAACCUCCGAGGGAGGGGGGGUGGGAUAGGGAUUGUUUCGCAGCCCAAAACCUACUCGUCAGAAUACCUAGACAAGGGUUUAUUUAGGAGGAUCGUGAGGCGGAACAUGAGAGUUCGGGGGCCAACUUAG